AUGAGCGAUGCGCAGGUGGCCCGGCCGCCCGGGAUCCGCGGCGCCCCUGGGGGCGGGGGGCGGGGGCCCUGCGACCGGGCCACGGCGCCCCCCGCGGGAUGGCGAGGACCGCGGCCGGGCCCGGAGCGGGCGCUCGGGAGGCUGCACGGCGCGUUCCAGGCGGGCCCGCGGGGGCGGGCGGGGGCGCCGCAGACCCGGCCGGAGGGCCCCGCGGACGCCGCCGAGAGCCGCGCGGACCGGGCGUGGGUGGCCUCGCGCCCCCAGGACUGCCUGCGCCACCUGCAGCAGCUGCUGGCCCUCCGCAGGCAGUACCUCCGCCGCCUGCAGCCGCCGCGGCCCGCACCCGCCCCCAACCCCGACCGAGGCGCAGGGGCCCGCGGCCAGGCCGCCCCCGGGGACGCCAAGCGGAGAGCAACCCCGCGGAAAUACUCCCAGUUCAGCGCGGACGUGGCCGAGGCCAUGGCCUUCUUUGAUUCCAUCAUUGCAGAGCUGGACACGGAGAAGCGGCCGUGGGCGGCUGAGGCAGACGCCCCGAAUGAGGACGUGGACUGUGAAGUGGCCACCAGCUCCCGGGAGCACGGCUUGCACUGCAACUGGAUCCUGCGGGCCCCGCGCCGGCACUCGGAGGACAUGGCCGUGCACGCGGUGCACACGGCGGACGGCCAGCUGCGGAGGGCCGCCGAGUGCAGGACCUUCGGCACCCAGAGGCGACUCGAGAGGCACCCCAUUUACCUGCCCAAGGCCGUGGAAGGGGCAUUCAACACCCUGAAAUUUAAGCCCAAAGCCUGCAAAAAAGACCUGGGGAGCCCCAGACAGAUCCUCUUCAACUUCUCAGGAGACGACAUGGAGUGGGACGCCGAGCUCUUUGCACUGGAGCCCCUGGCGUCUCCGGGGGAGGACUACCCCGAGCCCGAGAACCCCAGGGGGCAGUGGCUGCUGCGAGAGAAACUGUGGGAGCGAACAGUGCCCUGA
Nyctereutes procyonoides (raccoon dog) is the source of this 972-nucleotide messenger RNA. It is a transcript of the gene CUNH13orf42, whose product is annotated as chromosome unknown C13orf42 homolog. The transcript has 4 exons. The coding region runs from base 1 to 972 and encodes 323 amino acids. NCBI's taxonomy places the organism in Eukaryota, Metazoa, Chordata, Mammalia, Carnivora, Canidae. The record is from RefSeq and is a predicted model, not a curated record.